Messenger RNA from Corticium candelabrum, 1030 nucleotides. Its product is annotated as RAB6-interacting golgin-like. The coding region runs from base 106 to 999 and encodes 297 amino acids. Gene Ontology annotation, biological process: non-motile cilium assembly. The transcript has 4 exons. The record is from RefSeq and is a predicted model, not a curated record. Lineage: Eukaryota; Metazoa; Porifera; Homoscleromorpha; Homosclerophorida; Plakinidae.
GUACACCGUGGCAGCAAGAGCAAAUAGAGCCUUUGCAAUUGAUCGACCGCUCGUUAUCCACUUCACAACAAAUGAGAUACAAAUAAAGUACUUCGUGGUACAAGUAUGUCUGAAAAGUGGGAGGGAUUCACAGACGAGGACUUAGAGCGAAUGAGAGGAGGAGGGGCCUCCGAAAGGGACACGAGAACGCAGCAGAAGAAUAAAACGUCUAAACGCAGCGAAGCGAGCUCCACGGCGGCCGCCAAUUGUAAACAAGAUAGAAAGCGAGCUGCCCAUGUAUUGCGUGAGGAUAAAGACGAGAUUUCCGGGAGUCUACCGACGUGGGAUGAUGAGAUUCCAGUGGAGGAAAGGUCUGGUGCUCCUAGCAAGCCGGUGGCCGUUGUUUCAGCACACACUGGGAUAGUGACGAACGGGGGCGAGGAGAGUGAGUCGAAGACGAAAGGAGUUGGAAGUAGAGCAAGCUUGGUACAUCAAAUUGGAACGCAAGAAGAUCAGAAGAGAGUAGAGGAUGUGAUUGAGUUGUCAGAUGAUCCCUCGAUUCAACACGCCAAAUUGGAAGAACUACAGAAACGACAGAAGGAAAUUGAGGAGCAAAACAAGCAGAAGAAGGCUGCUUUGCAGAAAACCAUUAACGAACGGUUUCAACGAAGCCAGCAAGAGACAGCCGUGUUAAAAAAAGUCAAAUCUGAACUAUCAAAAUUGGACAACGCCAUUACAAGUGAUGUUGCAAUCUUGCGUAACACUAUCGAUCAAGCUAGUCGGGACUACACUACAGCGAAAGCACGGUAUGAUGUCGCCGAGUCGGAGUUUGUUGCUGCCAAGGUAGACCUUUUCAAAAAGAGUGAGCGAAAGGAGAUGCUGACGCAACAUCUCUAUACAAUAAUACAAGAGUCGGAACUUCGAAAGGCAAAGAGGUUAGAAGACUUGACAAAAGACUUAGCUACCAUGUCUGCACAUAGUGAAUUAGACGAAGUAACAGUACUAAAGGAUAAAGAUUGAUAUAUAUAUAUAUAUAUAUAUAUAUAUAUAU